UUACCCAUCAAAUUGCCAUCCCUGUCUAACACCCCCUCCCCGGCGCCCUGGCCGCCUUCAUCGCCGUCUUCCCUUCCCCAUCUCCCACCACCGCCUCCUCCUGCUCCUCCCCGUCCGCUGACGUCGCCACCUCCCAUGAAACCCUAAUCCCCCAAAACCCUGACCCGGACCAGCACCGCCUCCGCCUCCGCCUCCAUGUCGCCCCCUCUCCAGGCGCCCGACUACAAGCACAUCACCGAGGAGUGCCUCCGCGAAUGGAAGGGGCAGUCCGCCGGCGCCUUCCGCCACCCCGAUCCGGUUCCCAUGGCGCGCUUCCUCUAUGAGCUCUGCUGGGCGAUCGUGCGGGGUGAUCUGCCGCCGCAGAAGAGUCGGGUGGCGCUGCAGUCGGUGGUGUUCGUGGAGGAGGCACGACGAGAGGAGGAGCUCGGUUCGGUGCUCGCUGAUAUCAUCGCCCACCUUGGGCAGGAUUGGCAUUCCUUUAAUAGUCAGGCUGACUACUUCAAUCUGCAGAUUGCAAUCUCCGGUGAAUAUCGCAGCCGUCUUGUCAAAAUGGCUAAGUCUUUUGUGGAGUCUUCAAUUAUUGCACCUAGGCUUCUGCAAGAGCGGUGCGAAGAAGAUUUCCUCUGGGAGGCUGAACAGAGUAAGUGGAAAGGCCAGGAUUUAAAAUCCAAGGAGGUUAGGGUCAACACACGGCUUCUUUACCAGCAAACUAAAUUCAACCUCGUACGGGAGGAAAGCGAGGGCUACGCCAAGUUGGUGACACUCCUUUUUCAAGUUGGCUCAGAUCUGGCAUGCCAGAAUGCUUCUUCAGUUACAAUCAGCAUUAUAAAGUCAUUGAUUGGUCAUUUUGAUCUGGAUCCAAAUCGUGUAUUUGAUAUUGUGUUGGAAUGCUUUGAACUCUAUCCGGAUAGUAACAUCUUUUAUCAGCUCAUACCUCUUUUUCCAAAGUCCCAUGCUGCCCAAAUUUUGGGGUUCAAAUUCGAGUACUAUCAACGAUUGGAUGUCAACAGCCCUGUUCCAUCUGGGCUUUUCAGAACAGCAGCUUUGUUGGUCAAAUCUGGUUUCAUUGACCUUGAUAACGUGUAUUCUCACUUGCUUCCAAAUGAUGACGAGGCAUUUGAGCAUUUUGACUCUUUCAUUGCAAGAAGAAUUGAUGAGGCUAAUAAAAUUGGCAAAAUCAAUCUUGCUGCUACUGGAAAGGACCUUAUGGAUGACGAGAAGCAAGAAAUAACUAUCGAUUUAUACACAGCUUUGGAGAUGGAAAAUGAUUUAGUUGGGGAGCGAGCCCCUGAGAUGGAAAAGAACCAGAAACUUGGGCUGCUUCUUGGUUUUCUCUCUGUGCACGACUGGUAUCAUGCACAACUACUCUUUGAGCGUCUUGCACACCUGAAUCCUGUUGAGCAUAUUGAAAUUUGUGAUGCAUUAUUUAGGAUGAUUGAAAAGACAAUGUCUUCAGUCUAUGAUAUAGUUUGUCAAAUGUACUAUUACUUCCCUCGUAAGAAUGAUGCUGAACAGAUAGGCACAUCUGUCCUGUCACUAAGUUCAUUUGAUCUACCGAAAGAGUUUUUCCAAAUGCUCACUGCUUGUGGACCAUACCUUCAUCGUGAUACUCAAUUAUUUCAAAAGGUUUGCAGAGUAUUAAAAGCAUACUUCCUCUCAUCAAAAGAGUCAAUCCGUGCAUCAAGCAUAGUUUCUCCAGAAUCUCGGAUUGAAGAAGCACUUGGAUCGUGCUUGUUUCCUUCGUUGCAGCUUAUACCUGCUAAUCCUGCUGUUGAUAUGGAGAUAUGGGGGGUUCAUUCCCUCCUUCCUUACGAGGCCCGCUAUCGUCUAUAUGGUGAAUGGGAGAAGGAGACUGAACAAAACCCAAUUAUCCUUGCUGCAAGGCAAACUGCAAAGCUGGACACCAGAAGGCUUUUAAAACGUUUGGCUAAGGAAAACCUGAAGCCGCUUGGCCGCAUGGUGGCUAAACUUGCUCAUGCAAAUCCUAUGACUGUGCUUCGGACAAUUGUCCAACAGGUUGAAGCAUACAGGGAUAUGAUUACGCCAGUUGUGGAUGCUUUUAAGUACUUGACUCAGCUGGAGUAUGACAUCUUGCAAUAUAUUGUAAUUGAACGCUUGGCUCAAGGUGGUCGUGAAAAACUUAAAGAUGAUGGUCUGAAUCUGUCUGAUUGGCUUCAAUCUCUUGCAUCCUUUUGGGGCCACCUGUGCAAGAAGCAUAAUGCUGUGGAACUGAAAAGCCUUCUCCAGUACCUUGUUAAUCAACUAAAGAAGGGCGUGGGCAUCGAGCUUGUUGUCUUGGAGGAGCUCAUUCAGCAAAUGGCAAAUGUGCAGUACACCGAGAACGUGACCGAGGAACAGGUUGAUGCUAUGGCAGGAAGUGAGACUUUGAGGCAGCAAGCUUCACUAUUUGGGGCAACUAGGAACUAUAAGGUGCUGAGUAAGUCUACAAACAGGUUGAGGGAUUCAUUGCUUCCAAAAGAAGAACCUAAACUUGCAGUUCCUAUGCUACUGCUUAUUGCUCAGCAUCGAUCCAAGAUCAUAAUAAAUGCGGAUGCCACAUAUAUCAAAAUGGUCAGUGAGCAGUUUGAUAGAUGCCAUGGAAUACUUCUUCAAUAUGUUGAGUUUCUUUCAAGUGCCAUAACUCCAACCACCUAUGCACAACUUAUACCUCCUUUGCAAGAUCUGGUUCACAAAUACCACAUUGAGCCAGAGGUUGCUUUCCUUAUAUACCGCCCAGUGAUGAGGCUUUUUAAAAACAAUAAUGGAGGUGACACUUUUUGGCCUCUUGAUGAUAACGAGGAAGGAGAAUCUAUAUCAUCUGAUGAUCUUAUCUUGCAUCUUGACUCGUCUCAGGAACCAAUCAUGUGGUCAGAUCUUCUGAACACAGUCCGGUCAAUUUUGCCAACAAAAGCUUGGAAUAGUCUUUCACCAGAUUUAUAUGCUACUUUCUGGGGCUUAACGCUCUAUGAUCUUCACUUCCCAAAAGAUCGUUAUGAUACAGAAAUCAAGAAGCUGCAUGAGAAUCUCAAACAAUUGGAGGACAACUCAGAUAACUCUAGCAUUGCAAUUUCACGACGUAAGAAGGACAAGGAGAGAAUCCAAGAUUUACUUGACAAAUUGAACAGUGAAUCACAGAAGCACGAACAACAUGUUGCAUCUGUGGUCCAAAGGCUAGCUCGUGAAAAGGAUAAGUGGUUGAGUUCCAGUCCAGAUGCACUGAAGAUCAACAUGGAGUUCCUACAGCGUUGCAUAUACCCACGUUGUGUUUUCAGUAUGCAGGAUGCUGUAUAUUGUGCUACAUUUGUCCAAACACUGCAUUCACUUGGGACUCCAUUCUUUAACACAGUCAAUCAUAUUGAUUGUCUUGUUUGUAAGACCCUACAACCAAUGAUAUACUGUUGCACAGAAUUUGAAGCUGGCAGGCUUGGAAGGUUUCUUCAUGAUACAUUGAAGAUGGCCUACUAUUGGAAGAGUGAUGAAUCUGUGUAUGAGCGUGAAUGUGGAAACAAACCAGGUUUUGCAGUGUACUUCAGAUUCCCAAACAGCCAGCGCGUAUCUUAUAGCCAGUUUAUUCGAGUUCAUUGGAAGUGGAGUUCAAGAAUCACCAAGGCACUUAACCAAUGCAUGGAAUCAAAAGAAUACAUGGAAAUCCGAAAUGCCCUUAUUGUGCUAACAAAGAUAUCUACUGUAUUUCCUGUUAUUCGUAAAAGCGGUGUCAAUCUCGAGAAACGGGUGGCUAAACUAAAGGGGGAUGAGGGAGAUCUUAAAGUUCUUGCUACUGGUGUAGCUGCUGCUUUAGCUGCUCGCAAGAGUUCUUGGCUAUCUGAAGAAGAGUUUGGCAUGGGCCACCUUGAUCUGAAGCCAGCAACAGCAAGAUCUGUGCCUGGAAAUCAGUCAGCAGAUCCCUCACUGGCAAAAGAUCGGAAUGUUCGUGCAAAGUCUACGGAGAGAAGGCAUGAAAAGUCAGAAGGUGCUACAAAGCCUGAUGUUCAACAAAAGAAGAGCACUGUGUCUGCAAAUGGAUCUGAUAGUCAAAUACCAUCUUCCUCUGCACAAGGAAAAUCUUCAGGGGCUGUACGUGUAGCGGAUGAACCUCCAAAACCUUUGUCUGAUGAGGGGGUUAAGGUUUCUACGAAGCCUACUUCAGAAUCUGAGACAAGGGCUCCACAAAAGCGUGCUGCACACAAUGCUGGGAAGGUAUUGAAGCAUGAUGUGGCAAAGGAAGAUUUAAAAGCUGGAAAAUCUACGAGCCGGAAUGUAAAUCAACAAGCGUCUGUUGUUCUUGAUGAUAGAGAAGUAUUAUCUCAGGCAGCUGAUGUUGUCCAGGAUACAAAUUCCACUAGUAGCAAUGGUAACUUGCAUCCAGUGCCACGAAAGGUUUCAGCAUCCUCCCAAAGAACAACAAUGUUGGUUACACAUAAUGGAGCAGCUAAUCCCACUGGUGAGUCAACUGAUCUGACUGACUCUACUGUGAGACAGCAAAAAAGAUCUGCUCCGGCUGAGGAGCAAGAUAGAUCAAGUAAACGGAGGAAAGGAGAAAAUGAACCUCGAGACAGUGACUUGAGUGAACACCAUAUAGACAAGGAAUUUAUUUUUGACUCACACGCAAUAGAUAAAUUUCGUUCAGUGGAGCAUGAGAAGAGUGCAACUGAGGAACAAAACUUAAGUAGGGCAGAAAAAAUAAAAGAGAAAUUUGAUGAUAAAUAUGACAGAGAUCCUAGAGAAAAAUUAGAUCGACCUGAAAGGCGUCGUGGGGAAGAUGCUAUUGAAAGAUCAACAGAUAGAUUAUCAGAGAGGAGAGAACGCUCUAUUGAAAGGAUGCAAGAGAGAUUUACAGAUAAAGCCCCUGAAAAAGGAAGAGAGGAUAGAAAUAAGGAUGAGAGGAAUAGAGUUAAAUAUGCUGAACCUUCAGUCGACCGGACACAUUCUUCUGAUGAGCGGUUCCGAGGGCAAAGUUUGCCACCACCUCCACCUCUUCCCACAAGCUUUGUACCCCAAUCAGUUGGUGCUAACCAAAGAGAAGAAGAUACUGACCGAAGGGGUGGGAGCACCAGACAUAUUCAUAGGUCAUCUCCCAGGCGUGAUGAGAAAGAAAGGAGGCAGUCGGAGGAGAAUGCUUCGUCGUUUCAGGAUGAUGGGAAGCACAGAAGAGAGGUAGAUCUUCGUGAUAGAAAGCGUGAAGAGAGAGAUAUUUUAUCAAACAAGGUAGAUGACAGGGAUAUGGAAAAAGGGACUACUAUGAAGGAAGAUAGCGACCCUAGUAAUCCUUCCAAACGGAGAAAAAUUAAGAGAGACCAGUCUUCUUUAGAAGCUGGUGAGUACGCACCUUCUGCUCCACAGCCUCCCACCCAUGGAGGUAGCUCGCAAUCAUUCGAUGUACGAGAACGAGAAAGAAAAGGUGUAAUUUCACAGCAGCGUACCUCGCAUUCUGAUGACCUUCCUAGGAUGCAUGGCAAGGAUACGACAAGCAAGCCAAGUCGUCGAGAGGCUGACCAAAUGCAUGAGAGAGAAUGGGAAGAGGAAAAGCGAUCAAGAACUGAAUCAAAAAGGAAGCAUCGGAAAUAGUUGAUCAGUGCUAACAUGGAUUCAGUUGAACUUCAUAAAAGUCUCCCAAACACAGGAGUGGAUGCAUGAUCGAGAGCUUCAAGUUUACGUUUUCCUGUAGUGAGAAAACAUAUUUCAACAUAUUGCAGACCAUUCAUGGUGUACCGCUGGUGCUGGUGAGGAAGAUGUGAAGCUUAAAGCGACCUUAAAGCAUGUCUGCCCAGUACCGGAAAUAGAGCUGCCAAUGCGUAUUUAACAUCUGGAGAUGGGCCAUGUUUAACUUCAUACAUUUCGUACUGUAAACAAUGUGGAACGUGGAGAAAAUACAUAUGGGUGGCAUACACUGAUUUGUAGUUUUGUACUGAACAUGGAUGAGUGGAUCACCCUCCGGCUAUUUUGUAUUUUAUUACUAACUGCCAUCAUGUUUAUUGUACGAAGCAUUUGGAUCGCCAUUUUUUACACUAUCUAGGAAUAAUGUAGGGGGAAGCAUGAUUGAAACGUACAUAUUGUGGUCUGAAUGUUUUCUUAGCUAUUUUCUGUUCGGGUUCA
This is a messenger RNA of Phragmites australis (common reed), 6093 nucleotides long. RefSeq names its product THO complex subunit 2-like. The record is from RefSeq and is a predicted model, not a curated record. Gene Ontology annotation, cellular component: THO complex part of transcription export complex. Gene Ontology annotation, molecular function: mRNA binding. Bases 196 to 5565 code for a protein of 1789 amino acids. The transcript is spliced from 33 exons. Lineage: Eukaryota; Viridiplantae; Streptophyta; Magnoliopsida; Poales; Poaceae. Gene Ontology annotation, biological process: mRNA processing; mRNA export from nucleus.